AGCCGUACGGCAAGAGGCCACAGGUUUCGGCCUACGGGCUCGAGAGCGACUUCUUGUUUCCCGACACGACGAAACGACAAAAGCGACGAACCCGCGAUCAACGAUCAGCCCGAGUCGAGUGCCCGUGGUGCCUUCAGUUGUUGCUAUUUUAAACAAUUUAUUUAAAUGUUCAGUCGAGAAACGGGCGUCAAGAUGAAAGCAGCUGCCAAGUUCGGGCUUAGUUUUUUAGUGCUACUCAGUGUUGUGUUCGGUCUUUCGGCGGCACAAAGUCAACUGAGGAGACAGUAUGAAACCAAUCGUCGUACACCGGCACGCGAUAAGGAUGUCGCGAUAAAACCAUCCCCUGUACGAGAGCCAACAAAUCCGAACAGGGGCGCAUCGGAGGACGAUUUAGACGCAGAGCUAACCGAGAACUGUCCCGAACCUAAUGGAUAUUUCGCGGAUGCGGAACAGUGCGAUAAAUACUAUGCAUGCCGCGAUGGUCACAUUGAGGAGAAACUCUGCCCGGAUGGAAUGGUUUUCAAUGAUUACGAUUUAGAGCAGGAAAAGUGUGAUCUACCGUUUAACAUUGAUUGCUCUAAACGACCGAAGCUUCAAACUCCUAUACCGGCCCAGCAUUGUCCGCGUCAGAAUGGAUAUUUUGGAAGUGAGACUGGAUCUUGCGAUAAAUUCUACUACUGCGUAGAUGGCAAGUUCAACAUGAUCACAUGCCCGGCUGGUCUCGUGUUUAAUCCCCGGACCGGUAUCUGUACAUGGCCUGACGAGGCGGGUAAGCUCGGUUGCUCGUCGGAGGAGUUGUUCAAGUUCUCAUGUCCGAAGGUUAACGAAACAGUAGCUGUAAGCCAUCCGAGGUACGCAGACCCAGAAGAUUGCCAAUUCUUCUACGUGUGUAUCAACGGUGAAACACCUCGUCGCAAUGGCUGCAAACUCGGACAGGUGUUUGACGAUACCGCAAAGCACUGCGAAUGGGCCCGCAAGGUUCCAGAAUGCGCUGACUGGUACAAGAACCGCUUGACAGAUGCUGAGUUGGAUGCAUUAGAAAAUCCACCAACUACUAAGGCACCGGCUGUCAAGGGUUCGACCAAGGUCUCACGCCGACGUCCGUCCAAAAAACCAAAGCUUGAUGAGGAGGAGUAAUUGCGUUCCGUGUAUGCAAUAUUCAAUUGUAUUUAUCACAAAUCAAAAUACUCAUAGGCAAUUUGGAUCGAUACUCAAAUAUUGUUAUUUAUUUGUUUUUUCGGAAUCAUAAAACUAUAUAAAACUGAAAGAAAUAUCUAAAA
Messenger RNA from Malaya genurostris, 1280 nucleotides. Its product is annotated as protein obstructor-E. Gene Ontology annotation, cellular component: extracellular region. The transcript has 4 exons. Gene Ontology annotation, molecular function: chitin binding. Lineage: Eukaryota; Metazoa; Arthropoda; Insecta; Diptera; Culicidae. Bases 166 to 1137 code for a protein of 323 amino acids. The record is from RefSeq and is a predicted model, not a curated record.